Molecule: messenger RNA, 4735 nt
Organism: Camelus dromedarius (Arabian camel)
Lineage: Eukaryota; Metazoa; Chordata; Mammalia; Artiodactyla; Camelidae
Gene: UCK2
Product: uridine-cytidine kinase 2
Exons: 7
Coding region: 305-1090 (261 amino acids)
Cellular component (GO): cytoplasm
Molecular function (GO): ATP binding; ribosylnicotinamide kinase activity
Source: RefSeq, a predicted model, not a curated record
CCUCGCCGCCUCUGCCUCGGCGAAUAGCAGCGCGCUGCCCGCCCGGAUUGGAGCAGCAGCAUCACGCUGACCUCUGCCUGGGAUGUAAACCGGGGCCGGCUGCUGCGGGCAGAGGAAGGCUCUCGGCUCCUCCGGGGAAGCCAGCCCCAGCACCGGGCUCCGAGCGGCGCGCAGGGAGCGGCGGCAGCCUUGAACUGGGCAGCGCCCAGCGGCGGCUGCGGGAAGCGGAGCGAGCCCGGCGCGGGCGCGGGCGUGGAGCGUGCGUCCGUUCGCACAGGCAGCGGGAGGAGGGGCGGCGCGAGCCAUGGCCGGGGACAGCGAGCAGACCCUGCAGAACCACCAGCAGCCCAACGGCGGCGAGCCUUUCCUUAUCGGCGUCAGCGGGGGCACGGCCAGCGGCAAGUCGUCCGUUUGUGCUAAGAUUGUCCAGCUCCUGGGACAGAAUGAGGUGGACUAUCGCCAGAAGCAGGUGGUCAUCCUGAGCCAGGAUAGCUUCUAUCGUGUCCUCACUUCAGAACAGAAGGCCAAAGCCCUGAAGGGCCAGUUCAAUUUUGAUCACCCGGAUGCCUUUGACAAUGAACUCAUUUUCAAAACCCUCAAAGAAAUCACCGAAGGGAAAACAGUCCAGAUUCCCGUGUAUGACUUUGUUUCCCAUUCCCGGAAGGAGGAGACGGUCACUGUCUACCCCGCGGACGUGGUGCUGUUCGAAGGGAUCCUGGCCUUCUACUCCCAGGAGGUACGAGACCUGUUCCAGAUGAAGCUUUUCGUGGACACAGAUGCGGACACCCGGCUCUCCCGCAGAGUAUUAAGGGACAUCAGCGAAAGAGGGAGGGACCUGGAGCAGAUUCUGUCUCAGUACAUUACAUUCGUCAAGCCUGCCUUUGAGGAAUUCUGCUUGCCAACAAAGAAAUACGCUGAUGUGAUAAUUCCUAGAGGUGCAGAUAACCUAGUGGCCAUCAACCUCAUCGUGCAACACAUCCAGGACAUCCUGAACGGAGGGCUCUCAAAACGGCAGACCAACGGCUAUCUCAACGGCUAUACCCCUUCACGCAAGAGGCAGGCCUCAGAGUCCAGCAGCCGGCCGCACUGACCCCCGUCUUCUCCAGACCCCGGCCCCUGUCUCCAAGGGACCAGGAGGAGGGGUCAGAGGCACUGUUCAUCUAUACAUAUGGUUUCCUAUGACAUUGCUGUAUUUAAGAAUUUAAGAAAACACCAUGGAGAUGAUGAAAUGCCUUUUUUUUUUUUUUUUUUUUUUGGUACUUGGAGCGGCAAAAUGAAACAGAACUUGACCCUGAGCUUAAACGACAAACUGUGCCAACUCCUACUGGUGAUGCCUAAUUAUGAAUCCAACGUGUAACCAGUUAUAAAUAUAUAUAUAUAUAUACAUAUAUAUAUAAAAGGAUCUAUUUUUGUGUAAAUGUACAAAUACUGUACAGCUGUUUGCCGUAAGUAUUCCGCAGGAGGGCCUGUACUUGAGUGUUUGGGGCCUGGAGCUGGAGUUUCCCCAGGGGACGCUGUCCUUCGUGUUCCUGGUGGGGCUGGCUCCGGCGUCCGCGUGGGAGGGAGGUGGGGAGCGGAGGUGGAGGCUCACGGCCCUGAGUAUCUAUGGACCGCGUUGGAAGUGGAGUUUGCAACCUUUGCUCGCCUCCCCUGCCAGAUGCCACCUUUUUGGAGCUGGGGUGUUAAUGAGAUGUGAUGAUGAGAGAUAACUUUUUUUUUUCCUUUUCUUUUUGAGUUGAAACUCAAAAACCAAACUCAGGGAAGAGGCCCACCGAGGUGAACAAGUCUUAUGUGUUUUCUUCUUGCCCUCCACCCCACCUCUGGCUGCUCUGGCAGCUGCCAGGCCCUUUCUUACUCACCUGCCUCUCGGUCUCUCUGAAAGCCAGGGCUCCCCAUCUCUCCCUCCCCAAGAGGGCUUUGAUGGGAUUGGGCCCCAGUCGAAUGGGGAAGGAGGGAGUGGAACUGUGUCUGUCAGAGUCUGAGGAGACGCCGGGUCCUCCUUUGUCCCCCAGAAGUCACUGGUCAGAUUCCUUGUGAAGUGCACAGUGGACCCUUGCGGUCUGGGCUUUGGUUGAGGACUCCUGCUGGCGCCCCGUCACAAGGUGGCGGGAGAGCUGUGCCGUGUAGGGCAUAGUAACUUUGGUUCCCCAAGACCCUGGGGUUGAGCAGUGAGGCGGGGGUAGCAGGGACUAGCAGCAUCACAGCCACGCGGAUUCAUUCAUUUACCAUACGUGACGUCAAAUGGCAGCCACGGGGCACCUAGAGGCAGGGAGGAGCAAAUAGCAUAUUGAAGUCACAAGUUGGAGUCUUACGCUGAAAACGUUUAGAGUGGAGAGUCCCUGCUUUCCCCGGGGCCCCUCUUGGUGGAAGCUUCCUUCUUUGUAAGAAGUACAGGUUCCUGAAGGUUGCUGGUGGAGGGGUGGAGGAAACCGGGGCACCAAGCGAGACGGAGGAGGUACGAUGAUAGUGCUCUGAAGCCUCACAUUAACUGCGGAGGAGCCGGACCCUUUUCAUCUCAGCGCCUGGUAGGCGACACCCUUAGUUAUUCCCUUGUGGCUGCUACGGCCUGAAGCGUUUUGGGGACCCCUGCUUCUUCUGUUGCUUUCAUAGCCUGUUGGAGCCAUUCGGAUAAAUCUGACGCUGUUACCUUCUUCAUACCGAACUGUCUGUCUGUACGCUCAGCACGCUCUGACUGGUAUCCCCUUCUGUGGACUCCAUUCAACUCUUAACUCAGUUUGGCUGUUUCAGAAAGUCAAACCUAAUCCCCAGCAGAGAUUUGCACCCCUGAGACAUUCAGGAGACGGUGCGCAGGCUCUGGAGGGAAUGAACCCCUGAGGGCAGCAGCCACCUGGCUGGAGCAGGGACAGGCUCCCUGGUGCCUGCUCUGAAGGUGGGAUGGCCGAGUUCCGGAGUGUGUGUUUCAUGUCAGUAUUGAUUCUCUUUCUAGUCAUACCUUGUGCGGUUCUGAGGUGAAGGGUAGAUGGCAGGCCUGGGUUAGGAUCCUGAGGACCCGAGGGCCUCCUGCCUGUGCUCAGGGGAAGCCCAUCCCUGUCUGGGAGAGCCUCGGCCCUUCAGUGGGUAGCACGCUCCACGUUACUUGAAGCUUCCAGGUGCCAAACCAUUUAGUGCCUUGGCUGUCUAUCCCACUGCCUUGGAAGAUGGAUUCUUCUCAUCUCUGAGCCUUGACUUACUUAGCUGCUUCCUCAUCUACUCGUGGUGUUGGGACCAAGCCUCCAGUGUCUCUGAGUAGCCCAGUCCUCGCUGGGGAAACAGCUCCAGGGCUGCUGCCCUGCCUCUUGGUACAACCACCGCCAGUUCUUGCUGUCGCGGCUGGGCCGCGCGGGUGACUCCUCUGGUUCUGUGACACACUACGUCUGGGGUGAGGACGGAGCAGGGUAGGAAGCUCUGCCCCUACGUGGCGACCCCAGCAUUUAGCCAGCUGAAUACCUGAACUUGAGCUUUCUCUGUGGCAGAUCCUGGACUUGGCAUUUUGAGAACCAGUGUGUCUCUUAUUCCACUGGAGAGUCAGGUAGAAUCAUUAGGCCAGAAACCACGUGAGUCACCUGGGGACUGUCUGCUGCCCAGCGCGGCAGCUCGGAUGAGCACAGUGGGGUCAUGUUGGUUAUGUUGCGUGCACAGCAGUUCCUUGGCUUCAGAGCUGCCCAACGGUGCUUGCUUCUUCCCCGCUGCCCAGGAGGUGUUCGUGGACCAGGUGUUUAGGAAACGAGCGUUGUAUCAUGGGAGGGCCUGGCCCUGCCCGCUUCCUCGCACUCAUGGAACUCCUGCUGCUCUGGGUUCUUCCUGGGCGGCCUGAGACCAAUAGGAGCCCAGAGGUGGGAGUGCGUGUAAGGAAGAUGGAAGCAUUGUCACCUCAGGCGUCCCUUGAUUUGGGGUGGGUAGGGGAGGCCCUCGAAGGGGAGGGUUAGGCAACAGGUCUCCUGAAGAGCAGGCUGGGGAGGGUGGCAGGGAAAGGUCUCCAGUUCGCCCUUCAGAACCAGCCUCUGCAGCAGCCCACUCUGGUCUUGGCUGCAGGGCGGUCAUGGACUCUGGCUUCCUGCCUCUCCUGGGCUGGCUGGGACACUUGUAUCCGUGCCCAGGGUGGGUUGCCAGUCUCACAAGGCCGCUAGGUCAGGCUGCAGGCUUGUGUGCCUCUCAGAGCUGUCGGGGAGCAGGACGGGCUGGAGCCCAGCUGGUCUGUGUGUCACCUCGUUUGGUGUCCUUGUGUAGCCUCCUCAAUGCAGCAGUCUUGACCUGCGCUUGGGCCCAGGGCCACUGGCGGGCAGUGGUAACCUCUUGCAGAAAACGUUUUCCUCUGCCGUGGAGUCUCCCACCUGCCUGUCAGCGUGGGUGAGGCAGGCUAGGCGGCUCUGGGUCUCAGAGCGGGGCUUCUCUGCCCCUCCGGGCCUUCCUCCGACCUCAGGGUGGAGUGGGGAAGGUCUCGGUGUCUGAGCAAAUGGGGGUGAGUCUGGAGCUGAGUCCCCUUUGAUCUGCAGCCCUCCUCAGGCAGGUGGCUGGUCACAGAGCAGCGUCCCAGCCUCUCUCAGAGGCGGUGAGUGCCUCACUGGUCCUGCCUCAGGAACAGGACGAGUAGGUAAAUAAGGACUUAGGCCUGUUUUUCCUUUCAGACGCUUGUACUUCCCCCUUUACUUUCUGCUGCCCUGCCUUUAUUGUUAGCAGUUACAAAGUGACCACAUGCUAUGUACUUUGCUGUAAAUAAAGACUGAAUGGGAAAGAA